Messenger RNA from Serpula lacrymans var. lacrymans S7.9, 1041 nucleotides. RefSeq lists its product as uncharacterized. Bases 1 to 1041 code for a protein of 346 amino acids. The transcript has a single exon. The record is from RefSeq and is a predicted model, not a curated record. Lineage: Eukaryota; Fungi; Basidiomycota; Agaricomycetes; Boletales; Serpulaceae.
AUGCCCAACUCAAAAAACUCCACAUCCUCAUUAUCCACCACUGUCAUUUCUUCUAUCCGAAGGAAGCCCAAAAUCACUUACCAGUCUCCUUCAGCAGACGUUCCCGCUACACUCCGCAUUGAAGGGCCAAGGCCUUCAUUCUCACGUACAAUCUCUUCUAGAUAUGGCUCAUCAUCUUCAUCACCGAAACCAAUUAGCAUGCCCCCUCCUCCUUCCACCGUACGUCCGGUGUCGUCGGGGAAGGGCACAGCUCAUUCAGCUAGGAAGAGGGACAAGUUUGCCACGGGAUCUUCACUCCCUCUAUAUCACCCACUGGGACGUUUGGCACUUUCUCUCCCAGAACUUGAUCCAUCUACUAUUGGGUUAUCUGCCCCACUUGUGGUUGAUGACGCUAAUCGUCGAUCUUCCGGACGUGCGCGUCGCCCUGCAGCGAAAGUACGCGACGCUGACGAAACAAACGAUUCCAUUUCUCAGGCUACCAAUGCAAACACUUCUACGCUCGAGGCAAAAGAGAAACAAAGUCCAAGACGAAGACGCAAUGGUGGUGGAGGGAACAAGCGGAAGCGGAGGGAGGGAGAUGACGGCGACGCGACAUAUCCCGCCAAACGAACUCGAAACCCCAGAGGUGCUGUAGCCGCCCCCACAUCUACUACUGCACGCACACCCACUUCAGACAUUUCUCCGCCCCAAUCAGUAGUUCGAGCUACCGGGUCACCCAGUGUAGCUGACAGCGCUGCUGAAGCGCCCGAGGAGAAGAAGCCUGAACGGAGGACUACCAGGUCACGUGGAGCACUGCUUCGGAGAGACUCAAGUGCUAGCGAAGCUACUGUCACUUCGGUUUCGGUAUCUGUCGCAGCCAGGCAAAAGAAUGAGGAAACCACAGAAGCUGAUAAACCCAAUGAGUUACCUGCUGCUGAGCCUGCUGAUGGAGGCGUCAAAGUACAGGUCGCCUCCACGCGCACGAGUUUGGAUAAAGGUGACGAGGCUAUCGGACAAGAUGCAGAAUCUAAGGAAGAACAUAGUGGACAGCGAAAGGAGUAA